AUGCUCCCCUCACUGGCCCUUAGCUCGUCCAGCUUGGACCAGUUCCGCAAGAACGUCUAUCGGCCCCGUCUCUGUCUCCUCCUGCUGCUCGUCCUCCUCAGUCCCCACAAUACCAGCCAGCUCGCUUCACCCGAUGCCUCCACUCCCGACACUAGCAUCAGCCAGCCAGCGCAGCCAGCGCAGCCGAGCUGGGGUCUCAGCGUGAUCGAUGGCCUCGUUAUAGCUGCACCACCACCCGCAUCCCAGCUGCUUUCGGCUCUCUCCCCGACCGCUCCGCAGAGCGAGUCGGCCCUUCCGAUUGGUGCAUCGCAUCCCUCUCCCGCCCCGUCGCAAUCCGCGACGCAUGGAGAUGGCGCAGCGCCGUCUACGCAGCAGGGACAGCCUCCGCCGGGCUCGCUCUUCCGCUUUCCGAAGCUGAGCUGGGGUCUGCUCGUGGACGAGCACGUGCUGCCUGCGCUCGUCACCCUGCAUCUCCUCUGGGCGAUCCGUCUGGCCGGCAUGGCCGUGGAGGACGGUGCGAUCAAGAACUCGCUGCUGGGUGCAAAGUCUCCCUUCUAUGCUGUCACCCUCCCCGUGCUCUACCUCGGCGUGCUGUCGUGUCUGGCCCUGCUUGCCGGUCUGCCCGUGACCAUGGCGGCGAUAGGUGCAAGGUGCCUCGUCUGGCGAGAGGCGCUCGGAUUUGCCCCUCUUCGCACUGUCGCCGUCGAUCGCAAGUCCAGCUUCCGUGCGGACGGACUGCUGCCCGCAUCGCUCUUCGUGAUGCUCGAGAUGGCCAGUACUCUUGUGCAUCUGCUGAGCGUCCUGCCCAAGAUCGACGCCUCGCCCUUUUCGCACAUGCUGCCCGCGCAGCUCAGGCUGCCAUCACCUUCGCACAUGCCGCCGCUCGUGGAGCUGCUGCCUCUUCCGCAGUUCAUCAAAGCGGCACUCGCCGAAUCGGCCACAAUGCCCCCGUCAUCCAGAUAUGCCGGCCGUCGCAGGCCCAUGAUGCCGCCACUUCGUUCGGCGGCGCCGACAGCCGCAGACACUUCCGCAGCACAGCAUCAGGCACCACAGCAGCAGCCCACGAGUGCAACGUCUGCUGACGCAGUACCCAGCCCGGCCGGCGAGCCCACCGCGCGUCAGACCUACCGCCGCGUCGGAGCACCUGAAGACGAGGUCAUCAGCUCCCCGAGCGUCACGCGGCCCAUCGCCCCUCUCACUUUGCCCGAAAACGAUGCUACAGAGCCGGGCAGCUCGCCCUCGGCGUCUCGGCGUCGACGUGCUCCCCGCCUGCGCGGCCAGUCGGUGCUCGUCUCGACCAAGUGGUUCUCGGACACAGCCACGGCGCUAUUCGACAAAGCCAUGGGUGCGCUCAUCUACUCGGUCAUCACGCUGCGGCUGCCGACGCUCUCGCCGACGUCGCUGCCACCUGUACUGUCGCUGCUGAGCCUGCGCUCCGAGCUCGCUUCGCUCACGCAGGUGUGGACGCGCGCACGCAGCUCCGUCGAGUGUCUCGAAUUUGUGCGCCGCCGCUGGGGCGUGCAGCUCGAACGAGCGCAGGACCCCUACACCUCGGUCGUGCGCUCCCGUGCAAGCGCCGCUGCGGGCGACUACAAGUGGAAGUCGUACGACGAUGUCUACUGCGCGAUCUGCUUUGAGAUGACGCGCCCAAAAGCAGACGCAGACAGCAUCCCAGAAACGAGCGGCGAUAGCGAAGAUGGCAACGCAUCGCAACACGCGAACAGAUUCGAAUUCUGCCGGCUCGAUUGCGGCCACGAGCUGCACGAUGUCUGCCUCGUCUCCUGGCUCACCGCGCAGGCAUUUUGCCCGACGUGCCACGUAGUUCUCAGCUUCAGCCCGCCAGCGAUAGGCCCUUCAUAUGCCAUUGCGCCACGUCGCAAAACCCACAUUGAAGCAGACGGCCACCAUCAUCCGAAGCGACGCCGAGAUAAGCUCGACCGUCAUCGAGAGCCGCGUACCGCCUCGCAUGCGGCACGAAGCAGGAGCACCACAUGUGCGGCAAACAGUCGGUCCUCAACGGCGCUGCAACACGGCAUGACCGCACUUCCGGCGGCGCGGCUGGUGCAAGCCCCGAGGCGCACCAUGCACACCUCGCACUGCAGAGCUUCCUCAGCCGCAGCGUCAGCCGACAAUGUAGCCACCUCGGAGGCCAGUGAGACCGAGCACGCGGUCAUCUCUACGUUUGAUCUCUUCUCGGUUGGUAUCGGCCCCUCGUCGUCGCACACGGUCGGCCCCAUGCGUGCCGGCGUGAUCUUUGUCUCGGACCUGGCCGACAUGGGUCUGCUGGAGCGCGUGCACACCAUCAAGAUCAACCUCUACGGCUCACUUGCACUCACUGGCGCCGGCCACAUGACGCCUCAGGCGCUUCUCGGCGGCCUCGAAGGCGACGACUGUGAGACCGUCGAUCCUCCCUCGGUUCCCGUGCGCUUCGAAGAGAUCAAAAAGGCUAAGCAGAUCCACCUCGGCAAGAACCUCUUCAAGACGCUCGGCGCCAACGCCAACGGCAAGCCAGUCACCAAGGGCAAGCUCAUCCACUUUGACUACGACCGCGACCUCAAGUGGAUGUUCGGACAGGUGCUGCCGCAUCACUCCAACGGCAUCCGCAUGAGCGUGUUCGACGAGCAAGGCGAGAUGCUCGCCACUAACGACUACUACUCAGUUGGAGGAGGGUUCGUCGUCAAUGGUGCGCUUGCCACGCCAUCGUCUUCCGCAUUAUCAGCGCGAUCCUCGUCUACGCAAGCACCCGCGCAAGACCCGACCGCAGCUGCGCCGCUGCACGAUGAGACCAUCGAGCUUUCGGCGCAUCCGAUCGACUGGGGCGAAAACGUGUUUUACAAGCAGAUCCGUCGCAAGGACGCCGAAGACGGCCGACGUGCCGGCUCGGCUCCUGUUGUCGAAGGCCUGCUUCCGCAAGUCGAAGCUCCGACGCCAGCAGCCGACUCGACGUCAAGCGCACUUGCCACCACAUCUCGCGAGACGCCAGCUCACGAACCAGAGAAGCUCACGGCUCGCGCGUCGUCCGGCCCGCCGUUUCCGUACCACAAUGCAGCGAGUCUGCUGCGCCAGUGCAAGACGCGCAACCUCACGAUUGCGCAGGUGGUGUACGAGAACGAGCUCACCUGGAACCCACCGGAGGUGGUGCACGAGAAGCUCGUCAAGAUCUGGACCACCAUGGACGAGUGCAUCCGCGCCGGCGUCGAGAGCACCGAGCACACGCUGCCCGGCCCGCUUGCCGUGCGUCGUCGCGCGCCAUCGCUGUACGCCCGCCUGCUACGCGGGCUGUAUCGCGGAGCAUCGCUGCCAGCAGGAGGCAGCCCGUUGAGCGGAGCGGCUAGAAGUGUUUCGGGUGAAGGGCCCGGGGGGAUCGACAGUCCACCUCCGCGUGCGUCGACGGACAUGGUCUCGCAGAUCGGCGCCACGGGGCUGACACGCACGCGCAUGAUCGGCUCAUUCAAUCAUCCCGUCAUGCCGUGCCCGCCGCGCCGCACCAACUUCCCCGCGAUCGACUACCUGACGUGCUACGCGAUUGCGACCAACGAGCAAAACGCCGCGGGCGGCCGUAUCGUCACGGCGCCCACCAACGGCGCCGCCGGUGUGCUGCCGAGCGUGCUCAAGUACUGCUUUGAGUUUAUCUUCGACGACGACCCUGUGCGCGACCUGGAGAACUUCCUGCUCACCGCCGCUGCGAUCGGCAUGCUCUUCAAGCGAGGUGCCACGCUCUCAGCUGCCGAGGGCGGAUGUAUGGCCGAAGUGGGUGUGGCUACCGCCAUGGCUGCUGCUGGAUUCGUCGCCGUGCUUGGUGGAAGCCCCGAAAAGGUGCUCCAGGCAAGCGUGAUUGGCAUCGAACACAAUCUUGGCCUCACGUGCGACCCGCUCAAUGGCCAGGUCCAGAUUCCGUGCAUCGAACGCAACGCACUAGGAGCCGUCAAGGCCGUCACUGCGGCUCAACUCGCAUUGGCCGGCGACGGCAAACACUCGGUAUCGCUAGACGACGCCAUCACCGCCAUGCGCGAAACAGCCCGCGACAUGCACACGAGCUACAAGGAGACCUCCCUCGCCGGCCUCGCUACGGCCGUCAAGGUGCCAGUCGCAAUCCCCGACUGCUAG
Molecule: messenger RNA, 4107 nt
Organism: Moesziomyces aphidis
Lineage: Eukaryota; Fungi; Basidiomycota; Ustilaginomycetes; Ustilaginales; Ustilaginaceae
Source: the annotation of a GenBank genome assembly